AUGUCGCUGGCCCAGGCACUUGAGCAAGAUCGCAAGGAGAUCUUGCAGCUGCUCGACGGCCAGAAAUCCUCCAAGGCCUCUCACUCUCAUGCGGAGCGCCGCACUAGCCCCGCGCCGGCUAGCCGAAGCAAGCAGCAAGACUCGUCGUCAGGCCCCGCCCGCCAGCGUGCUGGGCCUAUUGCAGCCUUGAGCAAGAUCCCACUCGCUGCUGCCCGGCGCGCCUCUAUGAGCAGCCCGUUGGCCAGCUCGUCGCCCUGGACAAACACCCUGCUGUCUGAGUGGGAUGACAGCAUCUACGACACUGACGCCGAUGAGCCCGAGCAGGAGCGUCGCUCGUCCGACAGCGUCAGCGAGCUGGCACAUGCACGCAGGAAGAAGGAGCUGGAAGAUCGCGACAUUGACAUUGACGCUGGCUAUCUCUUUGGCAUGCAGGGAAGCGUUCCCCACUUCGCGUCCGCCAGACACUCUACAAAAGGAGGUAAGGGGCUGACGUUUGUCCACUUCUGCAUAGUGCGAGACUCCCGCAGACCGUCAAAUGCAGCCGAUGCACACCAAUCCGUGAAACCCACACAUCCCAGUCGCUACCUAACAACCGCCCGAAAAUUCAUCGGCAUGGGGCACGAUAACAAGGAGUCGCCAGACGUUGCGCCCGGCUCCGAUGGAGGUGUGUCGACCGCUAUCAGUUUCGACCGGAGCACGACGGGCGACGACGACAGAAAUGUACGGCUUGCGAAAGACACAGUCGAUGGCGCUGACGAUAACUCCGAUUCUGCCGAUAGUAGCGGCGAUGCAGACACCAGUUCCGACGAUGAAGCCUUUGAUAUUCGCAAGGGCCCGGCCAAGCCCCGUGGGAGGAGUAAAGAAAAGGUUGAGCCUUCUCCAGGGACGUCGCCAGCGCCAUCUCCAAUGCCGCCGGGUGGUUGGAGUGGAAAGCGCGGACCGGGUCCGUUGCCUCCCGGGAGUCCUCGGGUGGGCGGUGCGCUGAGUCUGUUUAACGAGCUCGAGGAAGAACGAGAACUCAACGGCCCGCUAGUUACACAUCGAGGAGCAAAUGGGCGAAGAACCGUUCUUUCGCCAGGGCCCAGACGGACAACAUUGUCGCCAGGAGCCAGGCGGUCUGGCGUUCACCCUCAUACCAGUUUUGAUCAUAACGGAUCUGGGAUGAGCACACCAGUGGGCUCUGACGAUGAAGAAGACCUUUCGGAUCUGAAACAAGCCCAAAAUCUGAGCAUCCAUCUAUCAUCCGUCGACACAUCCAUUCCAGAUCGAGCAAUUCGAACCAUCAUCCGCGGCGACUUCCCUCGUCUACAGCAAGAAGCUGAAAAAGGAUCUCGACGGCAGCGGAAAUACUUGGUUGCUACAGAUCUUAGUGAGGAAUCCGUCUAUGCUUUAGAGUGGACAAUUGGAACGAUCCUGCGUGAUGGAGAUACGCUAUUCGCUGUUAACGCGGUCGCCGAUGAGAAUGCCUCUGGCGUCGAUCUUAAUACAUGCGUGCAAAUUGGCGAUGGCGCGACCGUCAUCAAACACACGACUGAUGUUGUAGGCAAGCAAACCGAGAAAACGGCACUCAAAUACCAAGCCUCGUCUAGCUUACUCCCCAACGCUCUAGCAGCCUACUUCGGCAACGACAGCAAGGCUACUUCGCGGAAUAACUCUGUUGAUUCGCGUACAUUGUCGCGAGCCGAGCAAGACCGCUCUCGUGCGAUUGAAGAUAUUUCAGAUACCUGUGUUCGCCUAUUGAGGAAGACGAUGCUGCAAGUACGCGUUGCAGUUGAGGUUAUCCAUUGUCGUAGUCCAAAGCAUCUGCUGACAGAGGCUAUCGACGGACUAGACCCUACUCUAGUGAUUCUCGGAUCCCGAGGUCGCAGUGCUCUGAAAGGAGUAUUACUCGGCUCAUUCUCGAACUACCUCGUAACAAAAUCUUCCGUCCCGGUAAUGGUCGCUCGCAAGAAGCUGCGAAAGCAAUCUAAAAAGACCCGCAUUCGACUAUCGAACAACCUUACCAUCUCAAAAGGACUCGCUGGAGCCAAGAUAGAUUGA
Molecule: messenger RNA, 2040 nt
Organism: Talaromyces proteolyticus
Lineage: Eukaryota; Fungi; Ascomycota; Eurotiomycetes; Eurotiales; Trichocomaceae
Exons: 5
Coding region: 1-2040 (679 amino acids)
Source: RefSeq, a predicted model, not a curated record